Acanthaster planci (crown-of-thorns starfish) is the source of this 4535-nucleotide messenger RNA. RefSeq lists its product as uncharacterized. Gene Ontology annotation, molecular function: calcium ion binding. NCBI's taxonomy places the organism in Eukaryota, Metazoa, Echinodermata, Asteroidea, Valvatida, Acanthasteridae. The record is from RefSeq and is a predicted model, not a curated record.
ACAACCCAAACCAAUUACCGACUUAGUACCAAGUCUACGGAACCGCCGACUCACGACUACUGCCGCGGCAUGCCGGCACGGUGCAACAGAGAACUGAUCAAGUGGAAGAGCGACGUAACUUCAUUGCUGUUGAUCUACAAUUCUGGCAACAAGUGCCCGGCUCAACCUGAAGUAGGGGUUCUGUUCGCUCCAACAUUACCACAUAUUUCGGCGUAUAUGCAGCAGACAAUUCACAUGCUAACGCAUAAACACUGCCCUGCAUAAAUUCACAGGACCACGUGAAGGCACGUUGGCAGUUAAAAGAGUUAAUCAUUCCAUAUUCACUUCUGGAGUUGAAAGCGAGCCUGGCAUAUCGUCCACCGUGCCUAGCAGUUUUGACACACGGGAUCCCCCAAGCUUAGUGUGCUCAUAGAGCCCCACAUUCCAUCCAUCAAGUGCCUUUUACGAACUGGCCUUUUCACAAGUCACCGCUGUCCAAGCUAGCUGCCUGCAGUGCAUGAGGAUUAAUAUCAUCGGUAAGCUGAAGAUUCCCAAUCGUUUGCCUACCCGUAUCGUGCGCGGAAAAUCAACGCUCCAUCGCCGGGCUGAAAGUUACUUCUAGUUGACAAAACUUACCCGGCCAAGAUGUUACUUUCUUCGGUUUCCGUUUUGCUGCUACUCGUUUCUGGCGUGUGUAGUCAAGGAUCACGAAUCAUUGGACGUCGACCAGGGGUUCCCAAUCUGUCGAGGCCUGUUACGGGCGGAGGAACGGUUGGGCUUUGCAAGUUCGGCCGGAGCCAGUACGGUUGCUGCUACGGCUGGAAAAGAAACCACUUUGGCGGUUGUUCACCGGUUUGCCAAGACAAGUGCGUACACGGAACAUGUGUCGGACCCAACCGAUGCAAAUGUGACCGUGGCUUCACUGGGACAACCUGCGAACGGGAUCUGAACGAGUGUAGCAAUCGGCCUUGCUCUCACCGAUGUAUGAACACACCUGGUAGCUUCCGUUGCUAUUGCGAGCAUGGAUACCUCCUACUUGAAGACGGCACGUCCUGCAGCCGUGACGAUCGCUGUUCCGAAACCAGAUGCGCAUUUGGCUGUAUUCAGUACGAGGAUGGCUUCACAUGUUUCUGCCCCGACGGCCUGGCUCUCCUGCCCAAUGGCCUCGGCUGCACGGAUGUGGACGAGUGUGCAUCGGGCACUGCAGAGUGUCCACCUGGGAGAAGAUGCAAGAACACCUACGGCAACUACAUGUGUCUGUGUCCAGCUGGCUACAAGUUUGCCUACGUCAAUGGGGAGCUGGAUUGUGUGGAUGAGAAUGAAUGUGACAGUAAUCGCUGCGAUGCUAACGCUAUCUGUGUCAACGUCCUUGGUGGGUUUCAGUGCAAGUGCAAUGAAGGCUAUGUUGGCGAUGGUUACAGGUGCAUUCCGGUCGACACUACAACUUGCUUGGACAAUCCCUGCUUCCAAGACGUGGAAUGUACGGACAGACCAGUGAACCCUGAAGGCAGUGUACCAGCAGAUGGGACUACCGUAGUCAAGCAAUACGUCUGCGGCAGUUGCCCGCCCACGUUUGUCGGAGAUGGAGAAACUUGCACCCCCACGACGAUCCCAGUCAUGAUAGUAGCGGUUGAUCCAGCAGAGGAGGAUCUGCCCCUAGCAGAGGUCGGUGUCAGGGCGCUGUUGGACCGCGACGAUGGACAGACUGAGAUUGUCGCAGAGGGCACCACAGAUUUGAAUGGUCUGGUCACCUUACAAGUGCCAGCUGAUGUCCCGUUGGAGCUGGUGGCCAGCAAAGAUGACUAUGUGGACAGCGUCAAGACCUACAGAGUACACCCAGAAGGAGGUAACGUUGUCAGUAUUCAGAUGAAGCGUUUCGACGAGUACACCAGUUUCCUCUAUCGUGUUGCCACCUCAAAGGCCUUUGAGUUUGGAAGUGGUGGUGAAGAGAAGAAUUUCCGCUUGAGUUUACCUGAGGGAGCCCUGAGAGCAAGCGACGGCACCAGGGUCACCGUCAAUUACAAGGGGAUGGAUGUCUCCAGCCCGGAUUCCCUGUCCAGCUUGCCAGACCUUUCUCAAGUUGAAGGAGCACCAGGUCAGCGCCUGAUACCCCUGGGGGCUGCCGAGCUGUCCAUCCUGAAUGAACAGGGGCGCAAGUUGAGUCUGAGGAAGCCUGCAAGCAUUUCAUUCAUCCUGAAGGAUUACGUUGAGCUGUUGGGCAUCCGGGAUACCGUCGAUGCCUACUACUUUGAUCCUGAAACAGGCAAAUGGGUGAAGGAUGGCUCAGGUACCAUCACCCCGAGUGAAGACGGACCGACAUGGACCUACGAAACGGACCACUUCACCUGGUGGAUACUCGCCAUCGUGUACACGCCCAACAGCUGUCUGACUGUCAGGACCUGCUACGAUUCUGCCUGCACGCAACCCGCUCCCAACAUCCCCAUCAUAAUUUCUGGAGAGAACUUCAUCCUGCAUGAGGAGUUUGUGACUGGGGCGUCGGGCUCCAUCUGCGCUGACGUCCUGGGCGAUGAGAUGAACCAGGUGCGGGUACUGCAGAACUGCACCGGGGAGUCGCAGCUGGUGACGGCUAACCCAGCUAAGAGCGGGCUGUGCACGGAUGGUGGCGAUGCCUGCCAAGAGGUGACUUUCAUCAUACCUGAUACUGUUCCGACUAUGUGCCCCAGUACCGGUGCGCCAGAGAAUGGUGUCAGGAUGGGCACUGACUACAGCCUGGGUGCCACGGUCUCGUUCUUCUGUGACCCCGGCUACCAAAUCAAGGGCAGCUCCCAGCGCCUGUGCCUGCAAUGCGGGAAGUGGAGCGGCUCCGAGCCUUCAUGUCCGCUGUCCUCCCCUGACAGCAGCUCCGUGGGCAGCGGAGAAGGAUCCCUGGACAUCUAAAAAAAAAAAAAAAACAGAGCCAGGGAUUGUCGAGAAUGGACCCUUCUGGCCAUCCGGCAGUCAUUGCUGCAUUAUAAAGGCGUAGUGAAAAACCAAAACCCUAUAAGCAGUGCAGGCUUGAAAUUGUCAGUUUAUUUUGUCUGGUACGUUAGCAUUCAUCAUAGCAUUCUCCUAGUAUAAAUAUGCAGAAGUUAAUUAACUAGCAGGAAAAUCCAAUUCACAGCGGCCUUUGCUCGUCUCAGCUUACCAACUGCAGUUUUGUUGCUGUACUCUAACUGCACAAGGCCAUACUCUUAUUUAAUCACUGUAGGUUUGUACUUCAAGUUUCAACCUCGCAUGGCCGGUUACUUACAGUUUAUGUAAACUGUCAGGAGAAGUCUUGCAAGGAACAGAUUUUCAUCAAAAUGUCUUUUUAAAUAAGUGAGGUCAUUUUAUUUUAAACACCUCAAUUUUCCAGGAAUGAUAGUCCAUACUAAUCCACUCUGUAUAGAGUUUCAAUUGGUAGGAAACUACUCUCUAACACAGGAUGAAACAAAUUUAAUGAUGACAUAUUGAUAUGUUUUAAUCUAUGACUGUCAUUGUUGACUUGAACUAGAAAACAGAAUUUAUUGUAGUUUUCUGAAGUCGGACAAUAGAGUAGUUAUGAUUUGCUUGCACCGACCAUGUCAUAGGCAUUUGUUCAAAAAUUCCAAAUCUGUGUCACCCAUCUUUUUGUCAGUUAAUAACAUCCUCAAACUCACCCCUUUUGAAGAUGUACCGUUGAAUAACUUCUGCAGUGCAUUUCUUUCGUGUUUCGAUAUAAGUUUGAAGAUAAUUAAAUUUUUGACAAUCCUGCAAAGCCUUCAGGCCACCACUGUUGGUCAGACCUAGUAGUUUUCAGGGAAAGAUCACAAACUGUAUUUCUUUUUUCUGUGAAACACACGUGUCGGUGAAUGUUUGAAUGCCAGUUUAAUCAAAGUUUCAAACUCCGCAAACACAGCCCACUGUAACUAUCCUCCAGAUAUAUAUUUAUCCAUUUUUAAACUGUAAUUUUCUAGCAAAGUUUCAGCUGUCAGAUAAUUUGUAGAGAAAACUUUAUUUUGCUGCAUUUAUUUAAUGUGGACUACUGUGUGCAAAUAAUGUUAGAUUAAAACUAAAUGAUGAUCGAGAUUUGGAGAUGCUUGUUCAUUGCGUAAUGGUCAUUUUUUUUUCCCUCGGCAAGUGGAAAAGGCCAAAGUAAGAGAUGAAUGUGUCAGUGCAAAGAAAUAGCAUGGUUUAGAUUAGAUAAUAAGAUAGCUUCAUGGAAAUGGGCCUUUCUAGCUGAGAGUAGAGCUCACCACUGUUAAAAUAAUGAUUUUUCUGCCUUGGUAUAAUGAGAAAUUGUGGACAUAACAGACCGACAUUUGCCUCGACAGUAACAUGAAACUGAGAUCACAAAAUCAGCAACUUAAAUUGAUAGAUAUAUAUUUGAUGAUAUUUUUGAACAAUAGGGCUUAUAAAGGGUUUAGAAACAUCUUAGUGCUUUCGCUCCUUUGUUUGGGUUUUGUACAUACUUUGGUAAAUGCAGGUUUUUAGUCACUUGGGUAGGCACUGCUUAUUUGUUUCAUUGUUCAAGUAGAGUUUAUCAUCAUGGUGUUUAAUAAAUUGGAGUCUCAACCAGUAUUGAAGGCUAUAACCAA